AUGGCGGUGGCUGAUCAGCGGAAGGUGAGGCUGUUGCCACACCUACUACUAGCACUGGUGGUUUGCUUGACCGGCAUAACAGUAGAGGCUGGCUCUGAGAAGUAUAUCUACUCAUCUCCACCGCCUCCAUAUCACUACAAAUCACCACCACCACCAUCUCCCUCUCCACCGCCUCCAUAUCACUACAAAUCACCGCCCCCACCAUCUCCCUCACCUCCACCCUCGCCUCCACCACCGUACCAUUACCAAUCUCCACCACCCCCAUCUCCGUCACCUCCACCUCCUUAUCACUACAAAUCUCCUCCUCCACCAUCUCCUUCUCCACCUCCUCCAUACCAUUAUAAAUCACCACCCCCGCCAUCGCCAUCUCCUCCUCCACCAUACCACUACAAAUCCCCACCACCACCAUCACCCUCUCCUCCGCCUCCAUAUCACUAUAAGUCUCCUCCCCCUCCAUCGCCCUCGCCACCUCCUCCAUAUCAUUAUAAAUCACCACCUCCUCCAUCACCGUCUCCACCUCCACCAUAUCACUAUAAAUCGCCACCACCACCAUCACCGUCACCUCCUCCACCAUAUCACUACCAAUCACCACCUCCACCAUCACCCUCCCCACCUCCGCCAUAUCAUUAUAAAUCUCCUCCUCCACCAUCACACCCCCCGCCAUAUCAUUACAAACCCCCACCGCCACCAUCUCCCUCCCCUCCUCCACCAAAUCACUAUAAAUCUCCCCCUCCACCAUCUCCCUCUCCUCCACCCCCAUACCACUACAAAUCACCGCCUCCACCAUCACCUUCACCUCCCCCGCCAUAUCAUUACAAAUCCCCACCGCCACCAUCUCCCUCCCCUCCACCUCCUUAUCACUACAAGUCUCCCCCUCCACCAUCUCCCUCUCCGCCUCCACCAUACCACUAUAAAUCACCACCUCCACCAUCCCCAACACCACCUCCACCAUACCAUUACAAAUCCCCGCCUCCACCAUCUCCCUCACCACCCCCUCCCUAUCAUUAUAAAUCACCUCCUCCACCAACUUCUUCUCCUCCACCAUACUUCUACAAGUCUCCUCCUCCACCAUAUCACUAAUCAUAUCCACCAUCUCUCUUCAUUUAUGAGUUUACUUCUUCACAGCAAUAAAAUCCAUCUCAUGGUUGAGUCAAUCAAAUGUUUUAUGAGAUUGAUUGUGUCUCUGCAUCAACAAAAA
This is a messenger RNA of Phalaenopsis equestris, 1198 nucleotides long. RefSeq names its product extensin-2-like. NCBI's taxonomy places the organism in Eukaryota, Viridiplantae, Streptophyta, Magnoliopsida, Asparagales, Orchidaceae. The transcript has 2 exons. Bases 1 to 1080 code for a protein of 359 amino acids. The record is from RefSeq and is a predicted model, not a curated record.